AUGGGAGACUUGAUGAAAAGACAAUUUGACGUAUUAGACUUGUCUGGACAUAAUUAUCUUGAAUGGACAGUUGAUGCCCAAAUGAAUUUAAAGGCUCAGGAAUUGGAACAUACAAUCAAAGAAAUUACCAUCCCAGGAAACGAAAAAGAUGUCCCUGCUCAAGUUAAAGUUCCUACUGAUCAAGAGAAAGCAAAAGCUAUAGUUCUCAGGCAUCAUUUACAUAACAGUUUAAAAACUGAGUAUUUAAUGGUGGAAAAUCCCAAAGAACUAUGGGAUAGCCUGAAAGGAAGAUAUGACCACCACAAAAGGGUACUACUUCCUUCAGCACAGUUUGAGUGGACAAACUUGAGAUUUCAGGAUUUUAAAUCUGUCAGUGAUUAUAAUUCAUCACUAUAUAAAAUUGUAUCAAUAUUGAGAUACUGUGAUCAACCAGUCACUGAAGUGCAAAUGAUAGAGAAAACACUCUCUACAUUCCAUGCUAACAACAUUGUAUUGCAACAGCAAUACCGUGAAAGAGGCUUUAAUAAUGAUCUUCUGUUGAAGAAUCACAACCUAAGACCAACUGGGUCUCAAGCAUUCAAUGAGACAAAUGCUGUAGAAAGCUCAAAUCCACCCGAGACAAAUGUUGCUCAUAGAGGUGGACGUGGAAAAUAUAAUAACCGUGGCAGAGGUCAUGGAAAUUUCCGCGGACGUGGCCGUGGAUGUGGUCAUGGCCGUGGUAGAGGCCAUUUCUCCCCCAGAAACAACACUCAAAGGGGGCAUCAACAAGGAAACAAAAAUCAAGCCACUACAAAAGGAAAGGACACAUGUUAUAGAUGUGGCAUGACUGGACAUUGGGGACGUACUUGUCGUACGGCCAAAAAGUUGGUAGAACUUUACCAGGCUUCCAUUAAAGGGAAAUAA
Messenger RNA from Chenopodium quinoa (quinoa), 903 nucleotides. RefSeq lists its product as uncharacterized. The record is from RefSeq and is a predicted model, not a curated record. The transcript has 2 exons. NCBI's taxonomy places the organism in Eukaryota, Viridiplantae, Streptophyta, Magnoliopsida, Caryophyllales, Amaranthaceae. Bases 1 to 903 code for a protein of 300 amino acids. Gene Ontology annotation, molecular function: zinc ion binding; nucleic acid binding.